Populus trichocarpa (black cottonwood) is the source of this 1083-nucleotide messenger RNA. Its product is annotated as F-box protein At5g49610. Lineage: Eukaryota; Viridiplantae; Streptophyta; Magnoliopsida; Malpighiales; Salicaceae. The transcript has a single exon. The record is from RefSeq and is a predicted model, not a curated record. The coding region runs from base 1 to 1083 and encodes 360 amino acids.
AUGGACUCAGCUGGUGAACUGUGCCGAGAUGCCAUCUAUGAAGUGCUAACACGCUCAUCAAUGGAGACUGUGGGGAAAUGUAGGCUUUUGUCUAAAGAGUACAACAAAUUGACCUACGAAUCCCUUUUCACAAAGCUGCACAGUCAAAGAACCGCCAUUGUCUCCGGUUUCCUUAUCCAAAGCAUGAUCAAGAACGAAUAUCAGGUUUUCUUUGUUUCAACUAACGGUUUGAAGAACCAUCCACAAAUAUCCUUUGAUUUUCUUCCAGAACACGUGAAGAUUGUGUCAUCAACGAAUCAAGGAGUCCUACUUUGUCACGCACAUAAUAAAUCAUGUUAUUAUGUGUGUAUCUCGUCCAUCCAACAGUGGCAAAAAGUCCCAAAUCCAAAGGCACGAUAUGAUACUAUAGAAUCUGGCCUAAUGGUUGAAAGGUUAAAGCCUUUACGAUACAAGAUUGUGAGAUUUUCGGAGCCCAAGUUUCGCUCACAUAGAGAAUUCUAUAUGUACCACUGCAUUAGAGUUGAGUUGUUUGAAUCAGCAACUUGGAAAUGGAAGCUGUUGGAUGAAGUGAAGUUGCCUCAUGAAGAGUCCCUUCAUCGCAUGACAAAAGUAUCUGUAAAUGGCUCACUUCAUUGGCUCACUUGGAAGAGAAACGUCUUUGCAUUUGAUGUAAAAAAGGAGAGUCAUUGUUUGUUCCCACUUCCCCUGCCAGCCUCUGAGGGCAAUGAUGUCAGACUUACUGAAUACAAAGGAAAGCUCGCUAUGACCUGCAUCGAUAGGGCGAGAAAUUUCAUGAAAGUAUGGAUCAUGAAGGAUCAUGACAGAAAACAAUGGAGCAAAAGGCAUUCGAUAAACAUAGGGGUUUUAACAAGGAAAAACCCCCACGUAAGUCCUUUGGCCUUCUGCAAUGCUGAUGUUGUGCUGAUGGGAGAAUAUUUUCCUGAUGUGAUAUUCUUCAACUUUAAGACUGGGCACAUUGAUAUGUUGCGAUUAAGGAAGGGUCUGCUCCAUGGAUGCUUCCCAUUUCAGCUCACCUUUGCCACCAAGGAAAAAGCACAGUUAGUUCAUUGCCUCAAGGCAUGA